GCAACUCCACACUGAGUGUGGAGCUCUCCUAUAACUAGAUGUUUCACGUAGUAGAGACACCCAGAUGAAAGUGGAGCACAAAGUAGGGCAUUUGCUUUCUUACUGCUGCUUCUUUUCUUCGUUCAAUCAACAUUAUGACAGAUGAGGCAGAGUCAGGACUACAGCCACCUUUAACCUCUGACUUCAAGCAGGAACCACAUUUUCUACGAGAUGUCAUCUUCCACGGCAAGUUUAAGGCUCUAACUCCAGAGGAGAAUGCCAGUUGCCAGCAUGGGCUCUUCCUCCAGGAUGGUCAGAAGCGUGUUGACUACAUUCUCACCUAUCCGGUUAGGGAGCCAAGCGAAGGACGCUGCAGCCAACGGUCAGAGCAACGACUCACUGAAAGUACUGUAACCCACAGUGCAUGCCACAGCCCACAGAUCCAAGGUGGAGAUCUUCAGCUGCACCAGCUCCAAAGGAGAGAUGCCUCAUCAGCAGUGGCUUAUGUGGAAAUGGGCUGUGUGGAAGAAAACAACAACAGUCAAGAAGAUCACAGAUCAUUAAAGAGAGAAGAAUUUGAAGAAAAACUGAGAAAAAUGGGGCUGGAAAUAGAGAAAGACGAAAAGGCCUUGGUUCCUGGUGUGGGGUUUGUGAAGAUUCAUGCUCCCUGGAAUGUUCUGUGUCGAGAAGCCGAACUCAUGAAGCUAAAGAUGCCCACAAAGAAAGUCUAUGAAGUCAAACAAUCAACCGGUGUUGUAAAAACAAUCAGCUCCUUGGUCAAUAAAGCUCUGGAGCUGCUUCAUCCUCAUGUUGAUGAACAUCAACAAACAAGCAUCAAACACCUGUCACACACUUUCUCCAGGGACAAGCAGCACCUGUUUGACCUCUCGGACAAAGACAACUUCUUCGACAGCAAAACCAGGAGUUCCAUAGUGUUUGAAAUACUAAAAAGGACUAAAUGCAAGGCUGACAGUGCAGGACUCAGUGAUCUCCUUAGUAGCUGUGUUUAUAUAGCAGCUUACCCACUUCAUGAUGGUGGUAUUAAUGAAGAAAGUGCAGAGCCUAAUGACAGAAAGCUCCUGUAUGAAGAGUGGGCAAACUACAGUGUCUUCUACAAGUACCAGCCAAUCGGACUUGUUCGAAAGUAUUUUGGUGAGAAGAUUGGUCUUUACUUUGCUUGGUUGGGUCUGUACACCCAGAUGCUCAUCCUAGCAUCUCUAGUCGGAGUCAUUGUUUUUCUGUAUGGAUGUGCAACAGUCAAUGACAAUAUACCAAGCAUGGAGAUCUGCCAUCCAAAGAACAACAUCACAAUGUGCCCUCUGUGUGACAGAGUGUGUAGCUACUGGAAACUUAGUACAUCCUGUGGAACUGCCCGUGCCAGUUACCUGUUUGACAACCCUGCCACUGUUUUCUUCUCUAUAUUCAUGGCUUUGUGGGCCGCCAUGUUCAUGGAGCACUGGAAGAGAAAGCAGAUGCAGUUGAACUAUGAAUGGGACCUCACAGGGUUGGAAGAUAAGGAGAUUGAAGAGACCUCAGGUAGACAUCGACUUCCUGCCUACGUGACCAAUGUUGUCAUGAUGCUGUUAAUGAUUGGUGUCACAUUUGCCGUUGUGUUUGGUGUGAUCCUUUACCGAAUCUCCACUCAAGCUGCUCUUUACAUGAGCUCUAGUCCAACAUCAAGAAGCCACAUUCAACUGACAGUUAAAACCACAGCAGCCAUCAUCAACCUGGUAAUCAUCCUCAUUCUGGAUGAGGUGUAUGGCGCUGUGGCCCGAUGGCUCACUGUACUCGAGGCACCAAAAAAUGAACAGAGUUUUGAGGAAAAGCUCAUCUUUAAGACCUUCAUUCUGAAGUUUGUCAAUGCUUUUACACCAAUUUUCUACACUGCUUUCAUCAGAGGAAGACUGGUGGGGAGACCAGGACAGUACCUGUAUGUGUUUGAGUCAUACCGAGCAGAAGAGUGUGCUCAUGGAGCCUGUCUAAUGGAGCUGUGUAUCCAGCUGAGCAUCAUUAUGUUGGGAAAGCAACUCAUUCAGAACAACCUUUUUGAGAUUGGAAUUCCCAAGUUUAAGAAGCUGAUUCGCUAUCUUCGCUCAAAGCAAGGAUCUUUUAUUGAAGAGGAGAGGAAGAAGAAGCUGCACAGAUACGAAAGCGAUCACUUCCUGGAACCAUUUGCUGGAUUAGUGCCAGAAUAUAUGGAAAUGAUCAUCCAGUUUGGUUUUGUCACGUUGUUUGUGGCAUCCUUCCCACUCGCUCCACUCUUCGCGCUGCUCAACAACAUCAUUGAAAUUCGGCUUGAUGCUAAGAAAUUUGUGACAGAGCUGCGCCGGCCAGUGGCCACACGAGCCAAGGACAUAGGUAUAUGGUACAGCAUACUGAGAGGAGUGGCAUUAGUCGCUGUCAUCAUCAAUGCAUUUGUCAUCUCCUUCACUUCAGACUUCAUCCCCAGAAUGGUCUACCAGUAUAUGUACAGUCCUGAUGGCUCCUUGCAUGGAUUUGUCAACCACACACUGUCCUACUUUAAUGUCAGUCAUUUCGAGCAUGGCAAAGAAACCAUGGAUCCGUUACAUCUUGGGUAUCCUGUUGAAGUUUGCAGGUAUAAAGACUACAGAGAACCUCCUUGGUCUCCCUCACCGUAUGAAAUCUCCAAGGAGUUCUGGGCGGUGCUGGCUGUGCGACUGGCCUUUGUUAUUGUUUUUCAGAACGUUGUGUUGCUGAUGAAUGAGGUUGUUGACUGGCUAAUCCCAGACAUCCCCAAAGACAUCAGUCUGCAGAUUCACAAAGAGAACACUCUCCUGGUCGACCUGGUGAUGAAAGAAGACCGAGACAAGACCAGAGUGCCUGAGAGGGGGGCUUCAUCCGGCACCAAGAAGACCUACAGGAACAACAACAAUUGAAAACUUGCUGACAUCAACAAAAACAAAUUAUUCAGUCAUGUCUGCAACAUUCCAGCCACUGACAGAGCAGCUGGGUUAUGGGGUGUGACAGCAGCUAACUGUGCUUAAAGGGAAGUUGCCAGUGUCAAAAACUACUCAAGUAACAGUUACUUUUUUCUUUUCUUUUCUUUUUUUACAAAUUUACAAGUCAAAUUUUCUAGUAACGUGAACCGUGUCCACACUCAACACGUGAGAGUGUAAACUGUAUGCAUCUGUUGACUAACCACCAUGCUGCUGGUAAUAAAACGUAGAAUUUCCUGUUCCUAUGG
Molecule: messenger RNA, 3184 nt
Organism: Nothobranchius furzeri (turquoise killifish)
Lineage: Eukaryota; Metazoa; Chordata; Actinopteri; Cyprinodontiformes; Nothobranchiidae
Product: anoctamin-1
Biological process (GO): chloride transmembrane transport
Cellular component (GO): plasma membrane
Molecular function (GO): intracellularly calcium-gated chloride channel activity; protein dimerization activity
Source: RefSeq, a predicted model, not a curated record